AAAAGACUACAGCAGUAUCACGCCAGACGACCAGUCCGAUGGUGGCGGGUCAAAUGCGAGCAGUGUCGCCCAUUGCCACGAUUUACAGCGACUGUCUCCGGCAGUUGACAAAAGCACAAGGAAUCGCUUAAUUCUCGCUAGUAUACUGUGCCUUAUUUUCACCGUCGCCGAAAUCAUUGGUGGCGCUGUGGCCGGAAGUCUCGCUAUCAUGACAGACGCCUCCCACAUGUUAACAGACUUUGCCAGCUUCAUGAUUAGCUUGUUCUCUCUCUAUAUGGCUUCCAAGCCGGCCACAAAAAAGAUGAGCUUCGGAUGGCACAGAGCAGAGGUGAUGGGGGCCAUGGUGUCUGUGUUGUUAAUCUGGAUCCUGACUGGAGUGUUGGUGUACAUGGCGAUCCUCAGGGUCAUCCACAUGGACUACGAAAUAGACGCCAAGAUUAUGUUAAUCACCGCCGGGAUAGGCGUAGGCAUCAAUAUACUGCUGGGAAUGACCCUUCAUCCCCACUCUCACUCCCACGGUGGAGGGAUGACCACGGACACGGGCACGGGCACGGAGGAAAGCAAAAAUUUAAAUAUACGUGCAGCGUUCGUGCACGUAUUAGGGGACUUAUUUCAAAGCGUUGGAGUAUUAAUAGCCGCCUAUAUUAUUUAUUAUAAGCCUGAGUGGAAAAUAGUGGAUCCUAUAUGCACGUUCGUGUUCUCCAUAUUGGUUCUUAUCACCACGGUAACCGUGUUGAGGGACGCGCUGAAUGUGCUGAUGGAAGCCACUCCGCGGCAUAUGAAUUUCAAUCAAAUAAAGCACAAAUUCUUAGAAAUCCCCGGAGUGAAGAAGGUGCAUAAUCUCAGGCUGUGGUCGCUAACGACACACAAGUUAGCUUUAUCGGUACACUUAGCAAUAGAUUUAGAUCUCACGGAUUACGAGAUCGUUUUAAGAGAUGCAACCGAAAUCGUCAAUGACCUUGGAAUUCACGAACCAACGAUUCAAAUAGAGGCACUUCACGUUGAUAUGUCAGACUGCGAACGCUGCAUGGACCCCGUGUCAGACUAAGGUGCAACCUGCAUUUAGAAAUAAGAGCCCCUUCUUUGUUUCAGUGUGACCCCCAUGUGAAUAAAUUGGCCCCUUCUUUGGAGAUAGCGGGGUCGGGAUACAAUCGCUGAAACCAUGGCUUUUGCUACGAAAGGUUUUUAAGUGAAUCAACAUAAACCUGGAUUCAGGAAGCAAAAGAGCUCUGUGUAGACAGAGGGAAGGAUUUUCAUUUGAAAAUUUGGAUUUUGUUUUAAAGUGUUGAACCUAUUUGUGAUGACGCACAAGCUGUGUAUCAUGUUGAUUGAUCUUGUAUCAAUGAGGAUAACGUUACAGGGCGAUUGAUUGAAGGUGUUUUUCAUCGCUGUUAAUUUGAACAGUUUAUUGUUCAUUGCUACUUAUUCAAAAACAAUGGCUGGCACGUAUACCAAACACACUGCUGGCUUCAUACGUGAUAGAUGGCCGGAUGAAAUCGGAUGAUUCGUAGAUAUCUGACCACAUUUAAUACAAAUAUCAAGUGAACAUCGCAUCGACAAUUGUCACCAAAAUGGGGUUAGAAAGUCGGGUCACUUAAAGGAUAAAAAUCUGGUGGACAGAACAUGCGCAUUGCGGAACUUUUUUCCUGGAAUGUGUUUCAGGGCAAUAUUCAGAAAUGAAAAAAAAAAUCUGAAACACAGGUUUUGCUUAAAAGGCAUGGAGGCCAGUAACAAGAAAUCUCUCUGUAUGACAAGGUGUGCAAGAAGCACCAGGCAGUAUUUUUAUUUUUAUUUUAUUUUAUUUUAUUUAUUAUUAUUGUUUUUUUUUUUUUUUGUGACAUUAAACAAAAUAUGGGUAAGGUUAUGAUCUCCAUGGCAAAUAUGUUAAGGAACAACGUAAAGGCCCAUUUGAGCUCAAGGCUUGUCUGAUCAAAACAAAGUGAUGACUGAAUGAAACAAGUGAUAUAUGUGAUAUGAUCUACCUGGAUGUCAUCGUGCACUGAAAUUGGCGGUUUCAUUUGAUAACAUAUUAACUGUAUGUAGAGACCCCCAUUUUAAGGGAAAUAUUAUGAUAAAACGGGGUUUUAUUAAUUUAUUUCUUUUUUAAAUAUCAAAUACAGACAGACACAAAAUGUUCAGUGUCUCUCACAAGUUUACAGCUUUAGAAUCUGAAUACAAACUCUAUGGUGUUUUUUUAGAUCAUAUUUUAACAGGCUCCAAGAUCUUAAAUAAUGUCUUCCAAUCUAAGGCGCUAGAUCUGUCUUACAGGUAUACUGUAUAUCAGGAUGCAAAUAGACUACGUUUAACCAAUAAUAGUAUUACCUUUUGUUUUGUUUGAAGUAGUAUGUGUUUGGUACUCGUGUAUUUAGAAGUAAACGCGAUCAAUUCACUGAAUCGUGGUUAGUCGCAAAUUAUACGUUUGAGUUUUGUCUCAGUUAAAACUGUGAAUAAAUAUUGUGAAUAGUUGUUUUCA
This is a messenger RNA of Lingula anatina, 2473 nucleotides long. Its product is annotated as proton-coupled zinc antiporter SLC30A2. The record is from RefSeq and is a predicted model, not a curated record. Gene Ontology annotation, molecular function: zinc ion transmembrane transporter activity. Gene Ontology annotation, biological process: zinc ion transmembrane transport; response to zinc ion. Gene Ontology annotation, cellular component: plasma membrane. Lineage: Eukaryota; Metazoa; Brachiopoda; Lingulata; Lingulida; Lingulidae.